This is a messenger RNA of Radiomyces spectabilis, 843 nucleotides long. RefSeq lists its product as uncharacterized. The transcript has a single exon. NCBI's taxonomy places the organism in Eukaryota, Fungi, Mucoromycota, Mucoromycetes, Mucorales, Radiomycetaceae. The annotation marks the transcript as partial. The record is from RefSeq and is a predicted model, not a curated record.
GGAUCAUGAACGUCUAAUCCAUUUUGCGACAAGUCCAGUAACAUCAAGAUCAUCGAUCGUCCAACGAAAGCGAACAAUCAUGCUCAAUCCACACGCGUCCGAGUUCAAACCGCCAGCACCUUCAUCAGCAUCAUCGUCAAGGCCAGCAAACCCCGCACCCAACUCUCUCAAAGACAAGAAGCACCAGAAUAAGAAAUCACAACGAAAAGAUGCCACCGGUAUCCCGAAACCGGUGAAAUCAGGGAAAAAAGGAAAAGGUAAAUCGGCGCAGGACACAGUUGCGAGCGAUGCUUCCAGCAGUAAGCAGAAGCCACGUGAUGCGCAUUCCAAUCGCAAACGUAAAUCAGCAAAAGCACCGUCCAAAGAGGUGCAAGCAUCCUCAUCGCAGCCAGAUCUUAUGGAACCAGUCAAAUUCUUGGCGAUUGAGGAACCCAUCGAUCCUGUUAUGAUUGUCGAUGGAGAAGAAACCGAGGUAGUUCACGGAUAUGAGCGAUAUAUCGACUGUGUAAGUAGGAAAUUCCCUCGCUAUGGAAACGAUAUGGAAAAAAGAAACUCAUGCCAAGAAAUUAUAUACAGAUACAACGUUCAUUGGCGGCCUUUGAGGUGAUGACUGUGGUGGGGAUGGAUCAAGCCGUGGUCGAUGUGGUAUCCUUAAUUACUAUUUUGCAACACCGCGGCAUAGGCGAUCUUGAAGGUGAGUGACACGAAAAGGCACGGAAAACGGGAAACGCGAUAAACAUGCGUAAAAAAUUUGACUGACUAACCAUUCCGAUACGGUCGCAUCAUUAUCCCUUUCUCCUGGUUGUCCUUGCCUCCUCAAAAGAGGUGGAAACAUUCACCACC